Messenger RNA from Eufriesea mexicana, 1663 nucleotides. RefSeq lists its product as uncharacterized. The record is from RefSeq and is a predicted model, not a curated record. The transcript has a single exon. The annotation marks the transcript as partial. NCBI's taxonomy places the organism in Eukaryota, Metazoa, Arthropoda, Insecta, Hymenoptera, Apidae.
AUGGGGUUACAGAGCCCUCCCGAUGGUUUUGCACCCACGACCUCGGCAUCAAGUAAGGAUCAUGAGUGGCACCAAUGGGAAAAGAUGACAAAGGAAUCAAAACAGAUAAUAAAAAUGAAAAGCGAUGAUGAAGCCUCGGACACGGGUGCUCCUGACCCUGGAGCUCCCGUGGCGGACUUGUCCGCUGUAGAUGACAGGGUCACUGUUGACGAACCUGGCGAUUCCAAUGGACAUGACUUUGGGCAAUGUGUGGACAUGCCCUUGGGCGGGCAGAUCCAGUGCGGGCUGUGCUGGCAGAAUAGCAGGAACAUACAAUUCCUACAGGAGGCCAAGUUUCAAGAUCACGUUGACAGGCAGCAUCCCAAGAUGAGCAUUACAUGGAGGUGCGCUGCAUGCCUGAAAAGCUUUACAAAGCUUCAUGCAUGCAGAUGUCACCUCCCAAAAUGCAAGAAAACAACGGAGGAUAGGGAUGCUGAACCUGAUAAGGCACAUAAAUGCGGCUCCUGUGGGAUGUCAUUUGAAACCAAAAGGGGACUUUCGACGCACGAAAGGCAUCGUCACCCCGAAAUCAGAAAUGUGAAAAGAACGACAGCCAGCACAAGCCAAAGUAAGGGUAAACCGGGCAGAAAGGCAAUGAUAUGGACGGAUGAGGAGGUGGCCCUGUUAGCUGAUCUAAAUGAGAGGUACAGGCACCUUCCUCAGCCGAACGUAAAAAUUAGAGAAUUCUUGCCCGGUAAGACCCUGAAACAGAUAAGCGACAAGAGGAGGGCGCUUCCCGCCCAGGGCAUGACGAGCUUGGCCGAGGAGGGCGAAGUACUAGAGAGGAUGGACUCUAGCUCGUCCUCCAAUUUGUCCAAUAAAUCGGCCGAGGACCAAAUCGAAGACCCCCUGAGUGAGGAAGGAAUAGAUUGGAUAGAAUCACUCAGGAGGUAUAUCCUGGCUCAAUCUGUGGAUGAAGAAAACGAAUUUUGCGAAUUGGACAAAGAAAUUCAGGAUUGGGCCAGUAACCCUGGGGAGAGAGCACCUGAUAUCGAGCGGUGGAUCGGCACAUUCACUGAAAAGAUCAUACAAGGCACAGAGGGGAAGCAUUCCGGAAACAACAAAAAAGCAAUAAAUAAAAGUAAAAGUAAAUGUAUAAGUAACAAGAAACCAAACGCGCACACCCGCUGGAAAUGCUUCUCCUACGCUCGAUAUCAGGAAAUGUACAAAAAGUGCCCCAGAAGACUGGUCGAUAUGGCUAUCGCGGGAAAGUUGGUUGAGGCAAGGGAGCGUACUAAACUCCCUGAUAAGGCUGAGAUAGAGUGCCUCUAUGGAGGCAUAUGGGGUAGAGUGGCAUCUACCUCAGGUCUACCGAAACUCGGAGGGGGCCCGAGUAUCAACUUCCCAAUGAGCGAAAUUUUAACUCCAGUCACCACUGAGGAGCUUGUGUCUAAAAUGAGAAAGAUUAAAGCGAACACGGCUGCGGGAGUCGAUGGCGUUAGGAAGCCUCACCUCCGAAAAGAGGGAGCACUGUUCCUGUUGUCGAAGCUGUUCAAUUGCUUAAUGAUCUCAAGAGCCUACCCAGAAAGAUGGAAGAUAAAUCGAACAACAUUGAUACCUAAGCCUGGUAAAGAAACCAGAGAUGUUAAAAACUGGAGGCCAAUAACUAUCGGCUCUCUACUGG